AUGUCGAGCGACCUGUCCGGCGGCAAAUUCGGACACCCUGACCGUUCGCCCACCACCCAGCUCAUAGUCCGCACGACGGCGACGUGCCUGGUCAGCAUCUCCUGGUACAAUGCGCUGGAGUUGAUAGUGGUGUGUUUCUCGACGUUCAAGCGCUAUGGUGGGUGCUAUUUCUGGUGUCUGCUCGUGGCGAGCAUCAGCAUCAUCCCAUUUUCGCUUGGUUAUUUCAUGGUGCUCUAUAAUGUCCUGGAGCACAACCUCUUCCCCAUAUCCAUGGAGCUCGUCGCCUGGAUCGGCAUGGUAACGGGCCAGUCGCUCGUGCUGUGGUCGCGAUUGCACCUGGUCGUGCAAAACCACACCGUGCUCCGCGCCACGCUGGUCAUGAUCAUUGUCAACACGAUCAUCUUCCACGUCCCCGCCGCUGUCCUCGAGCUCGGCUCCCACUCCAAUAAAUCCGCCCUAUUCACCCCCGGCUUCAACAUCUUCGAACGCAUCCAGCUCAUCGCCUUCUCCAUACAAGAGAUCGUGCUCUCCCUCAUCUAUUCGUGGGAAGCCGUGCGCAUGCUGAACCUCCGUCCACGCGGCCACUACAAGAGCACCCUGAUCCAGCUGCUGAUCGUCAACCUGGCCAUGAUCUGCAUGGACGCCGCCAUCAUCGGCGUCCAGUACUCGGGCUACUUCGAUAUCCACGUCACCCUCAAAGCCAUGGCCUAUAGCGUCAAGCUCAAGCUCGAGUACGCCAUCCUCGGCAAGCUGGUCCAUUUCACAGAGGUCAAUUGCGGGAGUUCAACACCGACCGACUUGUCUGAUUUUGUGGAUCUUUCUUUUCAUCCUGCUCAGCCGCCGGAUAGCGAGAGCCAGGCCCGCAUCGCCUGCGACACUCUCGAUGAUUCCGUCCAUCAUCGUGUGCGAGCGUUUCCAAAGCGCUCGUCUUCUGAUCCGCAAACAUCAACUACCUCCGCAGCAGCCAGUGCGAAAAACGUGGACCUGCCAUGA
Messenger RNA from Penicillium alfredii, 993 nucleotides. RefSeq lists its product as uncharacterized. The record is from RefSeq and is a predicted model, not a curated record. The transcript has a single exon. The coding region runs from base 1 to 993 and encodes 330 amino acids. Lineage: Eukaryota; Fungi; Ascomycota; Eurotiomycetes; Eurotiales; Aspergillaceae.